CUUCUUCUUUUUAGUAUCUUAUCCACAUUAUUCACGUGCGUUUUUCCUGCGCUAGCACUAGCCCGUGUUGUCGCUCACAUUUGCAAACAUGCCAACCAAGAGAAAACGUCGAGGAAAUGGCCCGGCGGAGAAAAAGGCGAAACAGGCCAGAUUAAUGUUGGAAGAGGGCCUCGAUGCUAUAGAUUCAACGGCACAACAGGAGAUCAUGGUCCCAGCACCAGUUUCUAUGGGUAAAUGGAAAAACAAAGAAAGAGUCCUAAUUUUCUCUUCAAGAGGCGUCAACUUCCGAACGAGGCAUCUGAUGAACGAUUUAAGGACCAUGAUGCCUCACUCCAAAGCAGAUACAAAAAUGGACAGAAAGGACAAACUCUUCGUCAUAAAUGAGGUGUGUGAAAUAAAAAACUGCAACAAAUGUCUCUAUUUUGAGGCAAAGAAGAAACAGGAUCUUUACAUGUGGAUGUCAAACAGCCCCCAUGGACCAUCCGUAAAGUUUCUUGUACAAAAUAUACACACACUGGCUGAACUGAAAAUGACGGGAAACUGCCUCAAAGGGUCCAGGCCACUGCUGUCCUUCGAUCCUAAAUUCGACAAGGAACCUCACCUUGCUUUACUGAAGGAGUUGUUCACCCAGACAUUUGCCACACCACACUAUCACCCCAAAAGUCAACCGUUUGUGGACCAUGUCUUCACAUUCAGCAUCGCAGACAACCGGAUCUGGUUCAGAAACUACCAGAUUAUUGAAGAGGACGGAUCUCUGGUGGAGAUUGGGCCUCGCUUCGUGCUCAACAUCAUCAAGAUCUUCCAGGGGAGCUUCGGGGGUCCAACCCUCUUUGAGAAUCCCCACUUCCAGUCUCCCAACAUGCACCGGCGGGAGCUGCGACAGGCCAGCACGGCCAAGCUGCGCGAGAAGCAGAUGCUGAAGGAGAUCCAGAAGAUGAAGCGGUUCGAGAACAAGGAGGUGGCCACCAAGGACGUGACGGAGGACGUGUUCGCCACGCCGGGGCAGGAGAAGCCCGUCCACAUCCAGGAGGUGGAGCCGGGCCAGGAACCCCAUAAGAGGAAGCCCAAGCCCUUCAAGAGGAGACGCAUGCAGAUGAGGAGCUAGGAACAGGCGGUGUGUCCCGCUGGAUGGGCGGGCGUGACAGAGCAGGGUUUGAACUGUAAAAGAUUCAGAAGUAUUGUCGUGUUGCAAUUUUUAUUGCUGUUUCAGUGCGAUUAAGAGGAUUUUGUUAUCCCAACUGGGGACUUCAAAUGUGUUUUUAUUUGGUUCUUGUAUGUACACCAACUGUAUGUAAUCCAACUUCCGAAACGUCUGCAAGGACAAAGCCGGUAUAAAACAGAUUUUAUUUUAUCUGGAACCUUUUUCUGUAAUAAAUCCUACAUUUUACAAAUUCCAAA
Messenger RNA from Gadus macrocephalus (Pacific cod), 1398 nucleotides. RefSeq names its product brix domain containing 2 (gene brix1). Gene Ontology annotation, cellular component: nucleolus. Gene Ontology annotation, biological process: ribosomal large subunit assembly; rRNA processing. The transcript has 10 exons. Gene Ontology annotation, molecular function: rRNA binding. The record is from RefSeq and is a predicted model, not a curated record. Lineage: Eukaryota; Metazoa; Chordata; Actinopteri; Gadiformes; Gadidae. The coding region runs from base 89 to 1105 and encodes 338 amino acids.